UUCUGAAGUAAGUUCCCCAGGACAGCAGCUUCUCAGAGCUCUGGAGCACUUGGAUCAUGGCUUUUCUGUGGCUGCUGCUUCUCAAAGGGGUAUCCACAUUCUUCCUGGGGGUGUUUGUAUGGGUCAUCGUACAGCACCUUCUCACUGUUGAAAUUCCACCUGCCCUGAAGCAUCCAGCCAAGUUAAGGGUUCUGCAUUGCAUGUUCCUGUAUGUGUUAACCCUGGGAAACAUACUAGAGAAACUGAGAAUUUGUACCAUGCCCAGGUUUUUACGAUUUUUCCAAAAUAUAUUCCCAAUAAGGAAGAAUCCUAAUGUGUUGGUGACUGACAUAAGGUUAGGGACUGUUCCUGUGAGGCUGUUCAAGCCCAAAAAAGUGUCUUCCAACUACAGGAGAGGCAUCAUAUACUACCAUGGAGGAGCUGCAAUAUUUGGAAGCCUAAACACUUACCAUGGCCUGUGCAGCUUCCUGGCCCAUGAGACAGACUCAUUGGUGCUGUUGGUGGGGUACCGCAAGCUUCCUGACUACCAUCACCCUGUCCUUGUCAAUGAUUGCCUGAAUGCUACUAUCUACUUCUUGAAGAAUCUGGAAAGUUUUGGGGUAGACUCGUCCCAGGUGGUGCUCUGUGGUGACAGUAUUGGAGGUUGGGCUGUGGCCACAAUCACCCAGAUCUUAAAUAGCAUCCCAAAUCUACCUCAAAUUCAGACUCAGGUCUUGAUUUGCCCAAUUCUGAACUUUAUCAGUUUUCAGUUGCCAUCCCAUCAGCAAAGCAAAAAUGUGCCAUUUCUUACCAGAGACAUAUUGCUUAAGUGGACUUGUAAAUACCUGGCCAUUGACAUCUCUUGGAGACAUGCCAUGUCAGCAGGUGCAGUUAUACCUCUGGACAAGUGGAAGAAAUACAGGAAAUGGCUCAGCUAUGAUAACGUUCCCAGAAGGUUCUGGAGCCAAGACACACAACCUAAGGUUCUUGGACCUUUCAAUGAGGCUGCUUAUCUAGAAACCAAACAGGUUUGGAGUGUAGAAAUUUCAUCUCUCCUAGCAGAUGACAGGAUCAUUGCUCAGCUUCCUAAGACAUUCCUGGUGAGCUGUGAGCACGACAUUCUUCGGGAUGAUUCCUUGCUCUACAAGAAGCGCUUGGAAGACCAGGGGAUCCCUGUGAGUUGGUGCCAUGUAGAAGAUGGCUUUCAUGCAUGCAUCAAUUUUUUUGAUAAGCAGCCUUUCUCUUUCCCCUGUUCCAUGAAAAUUGUAAAUGCUGUUGUCAGUUACAUAAAAGAUGUGUGA
This is a messenger RNA of Mastomys coucha (southern multimammate mouse), 1280 nucleotides long. RefSeq names its product arylacetamide deacetylase-like 4. The record is from RefSeq and is a predicted model, not a curated record. The coding region runs from base 57 to 1280 and encodes 407 amino acids. Gene Ontology annotation, molecular function: hydrolase activity. NCBI's taxonomy places the organism in Eukaryota, Metazoa, Chordata, Mammalia, Rodentia, Muridae. The transcript is spliced from 4 exons.